Rotaria sordida is the source of this 516-nucleotide messenger RNA. NCBI's taxonomy places the organism in Eukaryota, Metazoa, Rotifera, Eurotatoria, Philodinida, Philodinidae. The record is from the annotation of a GenBank genome assembly.
AUGACAGCAACAAGUCAUGAAGAUCAAAAAGAUCUUGAAAAACUUUUCGAAAUUAUUCGUCAUGUUAAAUUUGCAAUGUUAACAACAGUUAAUGAAGAUGGUACACUUCAUAGCCGACCAAUGAUUAAUAAACAAGCUGAUUCAUUCCAUGGUGAACUUUGGUUUUUUACACAUCGAAGCACACAUAAGAUUACAGAAUUAAAAAGGGGUUCAGAAGAAGUCAAUGUAUCUUAUGCAGAUUCUGAUCAUCAUUCAUAUGUUUCAAUUAGUGGUCGUGCUAAUUUAGUUGAUGAUAAUACAAAAAAGAAGGAUUUAUGGAAUGAUUCUCUUAAAAUUUGGUUUCCAAAUGGACUUGAUGACCCUGAUUUAACAUUGCUUCGUAUUAAUAUUGUCGAAGCAGAAUAUUGGGAUUCAUCAGCAUCAAUUAUGAAAAAACUAUACGGAUUAGCUAAAGCAGCUAUUCUAGGUGAUCAUUCAUCGUUAGCUGCUGAAAAUAAAAAACUCACUUUAACUUAA